Messenger RNA from Seminavis robusta, 891 nucleotides. The record is from the annotation of a GenBank genome assembly. NCBI's taxonomy places the organism in Eukaryota, Bacillariophyta, Bacillariophyceae, Naviculales, Naviculaceae.
AUGGCUCUCGAAGAUGUUGUGGUUGUGAAUAAUAAUUCUGCUGCAGGCUCUGCCACCAGUCGCAAACGGAAAUUGCCCGAUGUGGAUCCCACCAUGGAACUGACAGCGCAAGAAAAGCAGUGGGCUCUCGAUAUCAAAGAAGCCUUUGCAGACGACGAUGAGAUUUGUGCAAAGGUCUUUAGUGACAUGCAGAUUGCCAUUUUUGCCAUUGUGGAUCGAGAUGAUGUGGGUCGGUCUCUGGAGCGAGCGCAGUGUCUGCAAGCCUUUCGAAUGCAGUACAACAUUAACGAUGCCGUUCAGGAAGGCAUUGACAUCUUUCGACGACAACAAGACAUCUGUCCUGGCAUGUUGCUCUCCAUUGAAGAAUGUCCCAAUGAUGACGGACGAGGAUCGCACGCGCUAGUCAUGGACUUGGCCAAGUACUUUCCGCUUCGAUUCUUGGACAACCCCAAAGACUUUCGGUGCAGCAUUGGCUCCAUUUACUAUUCCAUAUUGUGUACACAACCCGAUCUCACGAGUGUCCGAGAUGGCUUUCGCCAAGUCUUUGAAUGCGAUGAUGUUGGCUGGGAGAAUGCGUGUUUCAAGGCCGAGUUAAAAUCCGUGGAUGAACUCCUCACGUCACUCCCCUAUCGACGCAAACAGGUCAAGUGUUUGCGCAUGCCAUCGGUAUUGCUCGUUGUACUGCAUCUGUUACGUCCUUUCAUGCCCAAAGAAGAAUACGAUGCCUUUUCCUAUGGAUCCGAAGACUUGCAAAUUGAAUUCCCCGAUCGCAUUGAUCAGUUUUAUAUGCAACCCAAUGCGGACCAAGCCUUUGAGCACUUGAUGAAACGAUGUACCAGUUUACUCAAGCGUCGAGUUGAAAAUGAAGAAUCCUUUCGACUACAGGACUGA